Halichondria panicea is the source of this 669-nucleotide messenger RNA. Its product is annotated as iron-sulfur cluster assembly scaffold protein IscU-like. Gene Ontology annotation, cellular component: mitochondrial matrix; cytoplasm. NCBI's taxonomy places the organism in Eukaryota, Metazoa, Porifera, Demospongiae, Suberitida, Halichondriidae. The coding region runs from base 80 to 550 and encodes 156 amino acids. Gene Ontology annotation, molecular function: ferrous iron binding; 2 iron, 2 sulfur cluster binding. Gene Ontology annotation, biological process: iron-sulfur cluster assembly; intracellular iron ion homeostasis. The record is from RefSeq and is a predicted model, not a curated record. The transcript is spliced from 5 exons.
AUGGUCGUCGGUUAAAGAAGUACUUGUGUCUCUGUGUUGCCAAACAAGCCAGCCUUUAACUUAACUUUGUUUGUUUAUUAUGGCCUUUCUUAUUCAUCAAGUUAGAGUUGGUUUGAGGAGCAGCGCUGUGUCUAGUGCCCGUGUCUGGGCGGCUUCUUAUCAUGAGAAGGUAAUAGAUCAUUAUGAAAGACCUCGCAAUGUUGGCUCCAUGAACAAAGAUGAUUCUAACGUUGGCACUGGAUUGGUGGGAGCCCCAGCCUGUGGUGAUGUCAUGAAGCUUCAGAUUAAGGUUGAUGAUGAUGGCAAGAUAGUGGAUGCCAAGUUCAAGACAUUUGGUUGUGGGUCAGCUAUCGCCUCGAGCUCUCUGGCUACCGAGUGGAUCAAGGGAAAGUCUCUGGAGGAUGCCACUAAGAUCAAGAACACAGACAUUGCCAAGGAACUCUCUCUCCCACCAGUCAAACUCCAUUGCUCCAUGUUGGCUGAGGACGCCAUUAGAGCAGCCCUCAAAGAUUAUAAAAUCAAGCAAGGGAAACAAGAAGUCACUGGCUGACUCAACACAUUAUUAACAUUGCUGUGUAUAAUUAUGAUAAUUAUGAUUGCGCUGUUAUUGUGUUGUUUUGUUCAAAUGUUUGUAUCUGACAAUGUUCAAAUGAUAUCCUCCUUUCUUUG